Messenger RNA from Microbotryum saponariae, 533 nucleotides. The record is from the annotation of a GenBank genome assembly. Lineage: Eukaryota; Fungi; Basidiomycota; Microbotryomycetes; Microbotryales; Microbotryaceae.
AUGGAGCGUCAGUCAACCAUCCAACAAGGAGUGUUGAAAAAAAAAAAAGAGAGGCGUACACAGUGGCAGCUGUUCGUCGUCAACUGGUAAGGCAGAAGACUGGAAGGCGGAAGCUGUACGGUAUCGCUGGGGGGGUCCUGUGAGAAGCUCUGAACCUGUCAGCCAAAUGGCGGCAGGAAGAGUUCAAGGAAGGCCACUGACCUUGGCAGGAGGUGGCAGAGGUACACAGCGAUACUGGUACGGCAACGGCAAGCAGUGGGAACUGAAAGGUGCGGCAGGAGCGGGCUUGGUAAACUCUUGCGCAAGUGCGGCUUACAGACCAAGGCUCGAGGCAGGCGUGCGGGGCGCGGCUUACUGCAGGAAGGGCAGGCGUGCGGGGCACGGCUUAUUGCAAGAGGGGCAGGCGUGCGGGCACGGCUUACUGCAAGGAGGGUAGAGGUCGCGCGCGCUUGAGUCCUCGGCGUCAAACUCUUGCAGCAAAAGCAGAAAAGACCAUUCACGCCGCCCCGGGGCCCUCCAUGCGGUGCAGGUGA